Molecule: messenger RNA, 329 nt
Organism: Paramecium primaurelia
Lineage: Eukaryota; Ciliophora; Oligohymenophorea; Peniculida; Parameciidae
Source: the annotation of a GenBank genome assembly
AUGUAAUAAUAAUUAACAUCUCAAGUUAUUUUAGAUCGUAAUUAAGAAUUCAAAGGAGUUGAAUUUCAAUUAAAUUCUAGAAAAAUUGUUAUAGAUAACAUUGAUCCUCUAGAACCGUUAUCAAAGUAUAUUGAUGCUGAUAAACUCAAUGAAAUCCUCAGUAAUCAUAAUAUUACUAUAAAGAUUUUUAAAUUGAAGAUUCUAAGAAAGGUGAAGAAGGCAUCAAAUUGAAUUAGCAUAUUAAAUAUUAUGACUUCUCAAGACCUCCUACUGGUAUUCCUAAAAAGUCAUUUAGAGCAUAUAGUGCAAUAGUUAAGAAAAAGAAGUGA